Molecule: messenger RNA, 987 nt
Organism: Choloepus didactylus (southern two-toed sloth)
Lineage: Eukaryota; Metazoa; Chordata; Mammalia; Pilosa; Megalonychidae
Gene: MPLKIP
Product: M-phase specific PLK1 interacting protein
Exons: 2
Coding region: 150-689 (179 amino acids)
Cellular component (GO): nucleus; midbody; centrosome
Source: RefSeq, a predicted model, not a curated record
ACCUUUGUAUUUCCGGAACCAUUUUGCUGUACGACGCUGGCUCCCGGAGGAAAGUUUUGGUAAAGGACUACUAACUCGCAGCGGAAGUUUGGUUGGGUCAGUUCCGGAAGGAGAACGCGGCGGUGAGGUCUUCGUUUUCGCCUCCUGAUAUGCAUCGACAGAAUUUUCGACCCCCGACUCCUCCUUAUCCCGGCCCCGGUGUAGGAGGUUGGGGUAGCGGGAGCAGCUUCCGGGGUACCCCGGGAGGGGGCGCGCCGCGGCCGCCCUCUCCGCGGGACGGGUACGGGAGUCCGCAUCACACGCCGCCGUACGGGCCCCGGUCUAGGCCCUACGGGAGCAGCCACUCUCCGCGACACGGCGGCAGCUUCCCGGGGGGCCGGUUCGGGUCCCCGUCCCCUGGCGGCUACCCUGGCUCCUACUCCAGGUCCCCCGCGGGGUCCCAGCAGCAAUUCGGCUACUCCCCAGGGCAGCAGCAGACCCACCCCCAGGGUUCUCCAAGGACAUCUACACCAUUUGGAUCAGGGCGUGGUAGAGGAAAAAGAAUGUCUAAUGAGGUGGAAAGUUAUUUUAAGCCUUCAAUGCUUGAAGACCCUUGGGCUGGCCUAGAACCAGUAUCUGUAGUGGAUAUAAGCCAACAGUACAGCAAUACUCAAACUUUCACAGGCAAAAAAGGAAGAUACUUUUGUUAACAUUUCUGAAAUUCAACUGGAAGCUUCAUGUGUCAGGAACAUCUUGGACAAACUCUUGUGUAAUUAGGUUGAACCCUAAGAGGAUUACUGAUUGGAUUAUUAGUAGGUUCUUCUUGGUAUUUUUCAUUAUAUUAAGUAUUGUUGGUACUAGAGAAGACAUGGUAGGAUAAUUUGCAAUAUUUGGCUCUCUGGAAGUGCCUACCACAUUUUGGAAGAUUUAUAGUUUCCAUAUAUAAUGGAUAUUGGUCUUUUAAUGUUUUUCUAACAUUUAAAAUAAAACAUUUUGUCUUUCUAGCUA